Drosophila melanogaster (fruit fly) is the source of this 2025-nucleotide messenger RNA. RefSeq lists its product as uncharacterized. The record is from RefSeq and is marked reviewed. Lineage: Eukaryota; Metazoa; Arthropoda; Insecta; Diptera; Drosophilidae. The transcript is spliced from 2 exons. The coding region runs from base 48 to 1934 and encodes 628 amino acids.
AAUGCCAGAAGCUCAAGAUGAUCAUUCGCUGGAUUCUAGUUAUUUUCAUGUUGACUGCACUUGAAAUAUCCAUUUCAACCACGCAAACAACCACAACUGAAUUAAUUCCGUGUAUUAUUUUUCCGAGCUUACCAUUAUGUGCACAAUCAACCGAAUCCGCUUUCACAACUUCAAAGGACAUCACGACAACUGCAGCAUCACCUACAACAGCUAAAGACUUGAAAACAACCACAGAAAAUUUUCCGACCACCACAAAUCCACCCUCAACGACAAAAGGAAUAACUACAAGUGAAUCAAUUCCGUGUAAAGAUUUUCCGUACUUACCAAUAUGUUUGGUAAGUACGACGACUACAACAUCCAUAACUGAUUCCACAACUACGAGGGACAUCACGACCACUGCAGCAUCUCCUACAACAGCUGAAGACUUGAAAACAACCACACCUGCUCCUACUACCACUGAUAAUAAACCGACCACCACAAAUGCACCCACAACGACAGAAGGAAUAACUACAACGGACUCAAUUCAGUGUAAAGAUUUUCCGUACUUACCAAUAUGUUUGGUAAGUACGACGACUACAACAUCCAUAACUGAUUCCACAACUACGAGGGACAUCACGACCACUGCAGCAUCUCCUACAACAGCUGAAGACUUGAAAACAACCACACCUGCUCCUACUACCACUGAUAAUAAACCGACCACCACAAAUGCACCUACAACGACAGAAGGAAUAACUACAACGGACUCAAUUCAGUGUAAAGAUUUUCCGUACUUACCAAUAUGUUUGGUAAGUACGACGACUGCGACAUCCAUCUCUGAUUCCACAACAGCGAAGGACAUCACGACCACUGCAGCAUCUCCUACAACAGCUGAAGACUUGAAAACAACCACACCUGUUCCUACAACCACUGAUAAUAUAUCGACCACUACAAAUGCACCCACAACGACAGAAGGAAUAACUACAACGGACUCAAUUCAGUGUAAAGAUUUUCCGUACUUACCAAUAUGUUUGGUAAGUACGACGACUACGACAUCCAUCUCUGAUUCCACAACUACGAAGGACAUCACGACCACUGCAGCAUCUCCUACAACAGCUGAAGACUUGAAAACAACCACACCUGCUCCUACUACCACUGAUAAUAUACCAACCACCACAAAUGCACCCACAACGACAAAAGAAAUAACAACUACGACUUCUGCUUCAUCUACUGAUGAAACGACCACAACAACCGCUCCCACAACCACUAAAGAUAUUACAACUACUACUCUUGCUCCUACUAGCACUGCAGAAAUAACAACAACCACACUCGGUCCGACAACGACCGUAGAAAUAACAACAACCAAUACUUCUCCUACUGCAACUGAAGAAUUAACAACAACUACUGAAGACAAAACAACGACUACGGCCGCUCCCACAACGGCAGUCUCUUCUACAACGACUGAAGAGCCAUCGACUUCAACAACAACUGAAGAAAUAACUACAACUACAAGCUCAACGGCCGAGGAAGCAACAACAACCACUGCUUCUCCUACUACUACUGAAGAAUUGACAACAACAAUAUCUCCCACAACCACAUCUUUAGCUCCAACAACUACUGAGGACAACUCAAACACCGCGUCUACAACCACUGAAGAAAUAACAACCACAACAUUAUCGACAUCCACUGAAGAAUUAACAACCACAACAACAGCUCCCUCCAACCCACAGGCCCAACAUCACUACCAUCACCACCACGAAGUGAUUGGACCUCCAGCCUUCCCGCUUCCACCGCCACGCUUCCCCCUUCCACCUCCACCAUUUCCAUUCAUUGGAUCCUUGCCAGAGGCUGAUUCUGCUGUAAUUGCUAUACUACCUAUUCCGCCUCCACCACCGAUCCCAGCAUUUCCUCGACCACCGCCUAGACCACCACUACCCUUCGGAAACUUUUUUGGAUAAUGUACAUAUGUAUGUGAUCACAUUUAAUUACAAUUAAAACAUUGGUUCUGCAACAAAUCUAACUGAGUUUGUAUUAUAUAAUCAGGAUUAC